Molecule: messenger RNA, 630 nt
Organism: Macrosiphum euphorbiae (potato aphid)
Lineage: Eukaryota; Metazoa; Arthropoda; Insecta; Hemiptera; Aphididae
Source: the annotation of a GenBank genome assembly
AUGCAUUUCAAAGUGACCAUAGCCGCAUGGCUUUUAGCCAUAUUAUUCAUAAGUCAAACUAAAUGCGACGAUAAAGACGAUAAAAACGAAAAAAGCGAAAAAAAGGCCGACGACGGACACGGUAGCAGUGGUAGCAGUGGUAGCAGUGGUAGCAGUGGUAGCAGUGGUAGCAGUGGUAGUAGUGGUAGCAGUGGUAGUAGUGGUAGCAAACCUACUGGCAUGGAUAACAUGACGUUCGGUAUGAACGGGAUGUCCGGCAUCCAACUACCGUUCCCGUUUUUCCCACCCUUCGGAUGUGACACAAUAUGCCAACCAAUACAGUUACAAAUAUUUCAGCAACAAGUACCCCGGGAGACGACGCCGAUGACCCAAGCGCCGACCACACACGCUCCGACGACCAUGCCGCCGCCGCCGCCGAAAACCACAACACCAGCAAACAAGCCGGCACCGACGACCACGGCAUAUACCUCGCAAACGAUCAUUAUGUACCCGAACUGGUGCCAGGGCUGGUGCAAGUUUUUCUAUCAACCACCUCCGCAGCCGGUGUAUUACCAGCCGAACUGUCUACUGUUUUCGUGGAUGGGAUUGGGUUCUGGAAUGGCCAUGGGAAUGCAACCAGCUCAGUCGUGA